Molecule: messenger RNA, 1320 nt
Organism: Magnolia sinica
Lineage: Eukaryota; Viridiplantae; Streptophyta; Magnoliopsida; Magnoliales; Magnoliaceae
Product: probable protein phosphatase 2C 39
Exons: 5
Coding region: 229-1083 (284 amino acids)
Biological process (GO): protein dephosphorylation
Cellular component (GO): nucleus; cytosol
Molecular function (GO): protein serine/threonine phosphatase activity
Source: RefSeq, a predicted model, not a curated record
CGUUUCACAUCCGCUGUUUGGAUCUGAAAGAGAGAAGAAGAAAAGAUCCCGGGAUUCCCGUCAUCUCUGUCGAAGACGAGCCACGUAUCAGAGCUCUCCGACACCUGUUUCUCUCUCCCUCUCUCUCUCUCUCUCACUCUCUUCUUCGGAUAGAAAAACGUCUUGUAUAGCGAUCCUCUCCGUUGGUAUCUGUCUAUAUAUAGGAAGAGCAGCGCCUGAAAAAGAGCCAUGACUGGAAGAGAAAUCCUCCUCAAGAUGAAGGAAAAAGUUGGUCUUGGUUCAUCUGCAGCAGAUACAGGGAAAGGGAGGAGCAGGAUGUCGGACAGGCAUGUCACACAUGGCUUCCACUUGGUCAAAGGAAAAUCGAAUCAUGCAAUGGAAGAUUAUGUUGUGGCCAAAUUCAAGAAAUUUAAUGACUCUGAAUUGGGUUUAUUCGCAAUAUUUGACGGUCAUUUGGGUCAUGAUGUUCCAGAUUACCUUCGAUCUCAUCUGUUUGAUAAUAUUCUGAAAGAGCCUGACUUCUCGACUGAACCAGAGAGUGCAGUGAAAAGAGCAUAUCAGCUAACUGAUGGAAAGAUUCUGGAGAAAGCAGGUGAGUUGGGCAGAGGAGGCUCAACUGCAGUUACAGCUAUAUUGAUCAAUGGUGAGAAGUUGGUUGUAGCCAAUGUUGGAGAUUCUCGAGCAGUUGUAUGCUGGAAAGGUAUGGCCAAACAGCUAUCAGUCGAUCAUGAGCCAAGCAAGGAGCGGCAGACCAUAGAGAGCAAAGGUGGUUUUGUAUCAAACCUACCAGGUGACGUUCCGCGUGUUGAUGGACAGCUGGCAGUGGCAAGGGCCUUUGGUGAUAGGAGCUUGAAGAAACACCUUAGUUCAGAACCCCAUGUGGUGGUGGAGACUGUAGAUGCAGACACGGAGUUCCUCAUCUUGGCAAGCGAUGGGCUGUGGAAGGUGAUGUCAAACGAAGAGGCAGUGAAUUCAAUUAGACAUGUGAAGGAUGCCCAGUUGGCAGCAAAGCAUCUGACAGAAGAAGCUCUCACUAGGAAGAGCAAGGACGAUAUAUCUGUUGUCGUUGUAAGUUUUCACUGACCCUUUUGGUUUGGUUGGGUUCCUAUAUCUGUUUGCCUGUUUCAUGUUGUUGUAUACUAUAAUGAAUCAUGUGCUGUCCUAGUCCAAGAUGUAUUCUCUCUUUUUAACGAUGUCAUUAUAAAGAUUGUUCUAUGCUGGUUUUCAAAGGCAAGUCACCAAGUUGUAGAUUGAAACCUCAUAUUGUUGUGUAUUUGGGUUAGACUGCAAUAAUAGGACUUACUCCUGUUGUCUUUGUCA